Pseudonaja textilis is the source of this 470-nucleotide messenger RNA. The record is from RefSeq and is a predicted model, not a curated record. Lineage: Eukaryota; Metazoa; Chordata; Lepidosauria; Squamata; Elapidae.
GUCCGUCGGAACCCUGACACCAUUGCCGUGUCCCUCACUUUUGCUCUCAUUCUCUUUGUUUCUCAUUCUGUUUCUCCAGAAGAUCCAAAGCCCCGGACCGUCUGUCCUUCCGGCAGCUUUGCCAUGAAAGAGCAAAGCCAGUGGUAUUGCUACAAGUUCUACGAAGAGUUGUUCACCUUUCAAGAGGCGGAGGAAGAGUGUCAGUUCAAAUGCAAAGGUCAUUUAGCCUCUUUCAUGAGUGACAACCAGGCAAAAUACAUCAAUGCCUACGUCUCCAAGGAAAACCUAGAAAAUAAGUGGGUCUGGAUUGGGCUCCAACGAGUUUCAACAUCCAAUCUGGUGAGUACUCGGUCCUCCUGUCUCUGAGCAAGUCGCAGAUGUUUCCAUACGGAUAUUUCUUGAGUAGUGGUUUACGUCGUCCUCGAACAGCCCAUCAACCACCUUCCGUCUCCAUUCCCUGAUGUCAGUUU